Messenger RNA from Gloeophyllum trabeum ATCC 11539, 3346 nucleotides. RefSeq lists its product as uncharacterized. Gene Ontology annotation, molecular function: DNA-binding transcription factor activity, RNA polymerase II-specific; DNA binding; zinc ion binding. The coding region runs from base 1 to 3081 and encodes 1026 amino acids. The transcript has 11 exons. The record is from RefSeq and is a predicted model, not a curated record. Gene Ontology annotation, biological process: DNA-templated transcription. Lineage: Eukaryota; Fungi; Basidiomycota; Agaricomycetes; Gloeophyllales; Gloeophyllaceae. Gene Ontology annotation, cellular component: nucleus.
AUGGAAAGUAACCCUCCCGCGGAGAACGCCUCCCCGUCUGACAAGCCGCUGCCGACGCCGCCGCCUGCAGCCAGAAACAACAGGAAAGCUAAACGGCAGAGGGGUUCUCAGCCACAGUCCGUUCCCGAGCCUGCUCCGGGCGAGCGCGACACUACCCCCGCCGCUGUAUCGCAUGGGAACAACAACCAACCUCAUCAGCCCUUGGCUCCCAAUCAUAGACCUGUUCAUCCUUAUCCCGCCUAUCCUAUGAUGAACCCGCCGUAUUCCAUGAAUGGCUCGCCCUACCCUCAGCCCCCGGCGUCCAAUCCGUCGUACAACUCGUCGGCUAACCCGGCAAUGAACCGCUCUAGUCCGCAGGUUGGACCUGGUAUGCCAAACAAUGUACCGCCUCACCCGUACCCGUACCCGCUCCAACAAAAUCCCUAUCCCACCCAUGGCUAUGGCUAUCCUCAGUUCGCUGCGCCUCACAUGAUGGUCUAUCCGAGACAGCCCUCGCAGGAGGCGCUGAAGACUCAGGGUGCCUCUUCACCGGCCCCUUCUCCCACUUCGACUUCAGGUAAGCGUAAACGAAAAUCAACCGAUGAUGCUAGGGGGCACGGUGUUGGUGAGAGGGCGUCUGACGAAGAGGUGGCCUCUGGUCGUGCGUCAGGUCAUCAUGCUAGCCCGGGCACUACCGGCGUCGUCGACGUGAAAAAGCGCACGAAAACCCAACGCGCUUGCGACAGCUGUCGAACGCGUAAGAUCAGAUGCGACAUCAUCCCUGACACUGAUCCGCCAGUAUGCCAGCACUGCAGACAGUACGGUUAUGAGUGCACGGCCUUCAAGCCCAUCACCGAGACUCGCUUCAAGAAGCGGAGAAUGGAGCAGGACAAUGCAGCGAGUGGUGCAGAAAGAGAGAAGACAGAGUCCUUGCGUACGGGUACCGCGUCUCCUGCACCCUCUACUCAUUAUUUCGGCCCAACGUCCCCAGCGUACCUACUGCAUUCGCAGCAUUCCAUCCCCCCGCGCGUGUACGAAUCUUACGAUCUACGAUAUCACCACUCAUGGGAAGUGAGCCGCGGCGGGGACGGGCUUAUACAGAUCGCAGAGCCCGACCGCAGUGAGCCAGCAACCGCUCUACCCAAGCCCAUAGAUCCCCGGAUAGAGCGCGAAGUCAUCCAGAAACUCGUCAAUGCAUACUUUGCUGAGGUUUGCCCCUUACUGCCCGUCGUCACCCAAUCAGAACUUCUGUCAAGUCCCUCGCCGCCGCCAAUAUUGCUGUAUUCAAUGUGCGCCGUCGCGGCCGCGAAGCGUGACGUGCCGCAAACCGUCUUUGACACACUGAGACACGCCGUCAACAGUGUGAUCAAAGCCGAUGAUGUCUUGAGCACAGCGUCUGUAGUCAAUGUGCAGAGUUUGCUUAUCCUCUCUAUGACGGGCGAUUGCCAUUCGCAAUUUGUACCGAACGCACUGUCUGCGCUUUGGAUUCGAUUAGGAGCAGCAAUACGGAUGGCCCAGGAUCUCGGGCUACACAGGGCAGAAUCUGUCAAGGCCAACAUAGAGAUGCGGCGGCGCCUGUGGGGUGUAUGUGUUGUCAGCGACCGAUGGACAAGUCUCGCGUAUGGCCACCCCUUCAUGAUAGACGUUCAAGAUUGCGAUGCUCGUCUCCCGUCGUCGGGCGAUCCCAACGAUCUCUACAUGGAUGAGAUGGUUCGAUUAAGUAUUAUUCUGGGACGUGUGCUUAAGACUAUCUACAGUCCUUCCGGCUUGACCCUCGCCACGGACGAGAUACUAUAUGCACUACUCGCGGAUAUUGAGGCUUGGAAGAAAAAUCUUCCUGAAAGCUUACAAUUCCGAGGGCCCGAGACGCCCACUAAUGGAGGCAUCCUGCACCUGUUAUACUCCUGUGUCUGUAUGAUAUUCUGGCGUGUAUUCAUGCGGAUAUCGUACAGCUGCCCCUCGCACUUAAAAUUCUCGCUCACCGUUGAGCAGUGGAGCAAUCUCGUGCAGCUGACUGGCGAGGCCAUCGACUGGCUGGAUGCACACGAGCGGCAAUACGACGUCUGGUUACUGGUUGCCUAUGCAACUACCUCAUGUGCUCUUGUUCAGUACCAUACAUGGGCACGUCGAAAAGACCACGAAGCCGUGAACAAGCUCCGUAAACUUCGAGACUGCGUCCGCCGAUGGGAGAAGUCUCUUUCACCCGACCAUAUGUCGGCUAGACGAAAGACGGCGGAGAUCAUUUCUCUUUUGUAUGAAGCCACUCAGGGCCCUGCUCAAUCUCUCGAAGCCCCCGCUCUCAAUCCGACCGGCGGCGUUAAGGGCAAGAACCUGCAGGAAGGUCUGGAUUACAAGAAGGACCCAUCCCGUCCCGGCGGGGGCGUCUACAUCGCGCAUGGGAAGGCGAGAGAGGGGGACUACUCUGAGGUGCCGCCAGGGCAAGUUAUACUCUCGGAUGACGAAUCGGAAGGUGAGGAAUUGUCCGUGAUGUCGGCACUGGGCGUGUCGCACGUAAGGGGCACCGCCGAACCAGCUGCUCGCACACCUCCCUCUCCGCUCGGUGAUCCUUCAUCUGACGUUGCUGGCGGCGUGACCUCUUUCUGGUCCGCGCCGGGUUCCUCAGGCGGUGCUAACAACGCUAAUGCCGAUACGAACCGAGCGGCUGCUGGCAGCCAGGGCAGCCAGGCAGCGGGCUCGUCCCUGGUCAACAUGGUGCCGCUGACUGGCCCUGGAGCGAGCUUCACGAACCUGAACCCGGCCAUGAACGAUUUAAUGGCGACGGCGAACAACAACGUGCAGGUAAUGAAUGUGUUGGACAUGCCUAUGCCGGAAGCUUCAAACAAUCAAUUGCAGCAGUAUGCGGUCGCCGAAGACGGGUUUCUGGACGGUCUGCCUGGUGGGAUGUUCGAUUGGGGCCAAUGGGACACGUUCUUUGCACGUCUCGCGCCUCAAGUUGGGUUGCCGGGGUUCCAGCAACCGCUGGCGCAAGAUCAGCAAGCCUCCACCAGUAAUGGAAUUACGGGGUCUAUGCCGGGACAGCCCGACGGGCGAUCCCAGCAAAGAGACCAAAUGGGUUACCGUCCCCCGGGCAGCGGGAGCUAACAUUUCGCGGUGCCAGUUCGUUGUUUACUUGUGUAGACUUUGUGAGACUGUUGGGCGGCCUUUCCCUGCGUAUAUUCCGCUGCGUUUCACCCGUCCCUUUUCUUGUAUUCAUCCACGUCCUUUCCUGUUUCACCUAUCGCACGUACUUCCUCGGACUUCACGCUGCUUGGUAUAACGACCCGUAGGUAAUGAUGGAAGCUGCGAGAACCAAAAGUGUAUUUUACUUCUAUCGAGCCAUAGACAGAGUAUACGAUGACCUUGACGC